Nicotiana tabacum (common tobacco) is the source of this 2885-nucleotide messenger RNA. Lineage: Eukaryota; Viridiplantae; Streptophyta; Magnoliopsida; Solanales; Solanaceae. The record is from RefSeq and is a predicted model, not a curated record.
AGAACAAGUUUGUUAAUCCAGGUGCCAUCAUUUGGUACAUAGCCACUUUCUUCUAAAUAUACAUAGAAGUGGUUCGCCGGCGGCGUGGCACCCCCACCUCCCUUAAUAGACCUGCCCCUGGGUACUACACCUUGGCCUUCAAGGCCGUUAGCUGCUUCGUUACUUUUGGGUUUUAUAACGCACGCAUAUAUGACGUAUGCGCUAUAGUUUCUUCCUUUGGGACAGUAGAAGGACCUCCAAUUGGAGCCGGCAGCUUCUGCAGACUGAAAGAACAAGAGGAGCAGGACCUCGUUGUAAGAUUUGAUUUCAGCAGUCCAGUCCACGGGGAACGCCAUGCACGCUCUGAUGCGCCAAUCCGCCGCUCAUGUACGAGCCAAUUCCCACUUCAUUCACAUUUCAACAUCUAAAGCUCCGUCAAUCAAAGAGACGGGCCUCUACGGCUAUAAUCAUUUGAAAACUCCUAAAGGCUUUCAACGAUUCGUCGACGAUGCUAUUGAAAGGUCAGAAGAACUUGUGAACUAUAUAGCUGGCAUGCCUUCAUCUCCUGAAAUUAUCCGAGCAAUGGAUGAGAUUUCUGAUACUGUGUGCUCAGUAAUUGAUUCAGCUGAAUUAUGCAGACAUACUCAUCCAGACAGGGAGUUUGUUGACGAGGCAAGCAAGGCGGGCUUACGAAUAAAUGAGUUUUUACAUUACCUUAAUACAAACCAUAGUAUAUACAAGGCAGUGAUAAAAGCAGAAAAAGAUAGCUCACUCACUCAUGAAGCUCAGAGGGCAGCCCGCUUUCUACGAAUGGACUUGGAAAAGGGGGGAAUCCAUCUUUGCCCUGAAAAGCUUGAUCGAGCUAAUGAGCUAUCCAUUGACAUUAUUCAGUUGUGUAGAGAGUAUAAUAAAAAUAUUAUUACUGACCCUGGCCAUGUGGAUAUAUUUCCAGCCUCUAAGAUCCCUAAGAAAAUGCACCAUUUUGUCAGCCCUAUCUAUCGUAACAUACCAGGUGCAUCUAAGGAAUCUCUGGGGUCAAGAGAUAACAUAAAAGAAAAAGGAUUCCGCAUAGCAACUGAACCAAGUACUCUGCAAGGCCUUCUUCAAUGUUUACCAGAUGCUGGGGUCAGGAAGAUGGCAUAUGUCCAAGGAAAUUCUGUUCCACAUGCAAACCUUGAGGUUCUUGAUAAGCUUAUCGCAACAAGACAUGAGUUUGCUCAGCUUAUGGGUUAUAAAUCUUAUGCUGAAUUUUCUCUACAUUCUACUAUGGCUGCAUCUCCUGAAGUGGUCUUAUCCUUUUUGCUUGAAAUGAGCAAAGUGGUCAGACCAAAGGCUGAUCAAGAGUUUGAGGCAAUUCGGGAUUUCAAGAGAGAGAAAAGUGGUGAGCCUAGUGGAGAGUUGGAGCCAUGGGAUGAGGCAUACUUCACAUGGUUGAUGAAGUCUGCAACAUACAAGUUGGACUCCUCGAUUAUAGCAUCAUAUUUUCCUUUACCACAGUGUAUUGAGGGUUUGAAAAUUUUGGUUGAGUCACUCUUUGGUGUGACUUUUCACAGAGUACCCCUUGCACCUGGUGAAUCAUGGCAUCCGGAUGUGUUAAAGAUAGUGCUACAUCAUCCGACUGAGGGAGACCUGGGGUACUUAUACCUUGAUUUAAAGUCAAGAAAAGGUAAACAUCCCAUUUGUGCUCAUUUCGCUAUCCGAGGAGGGCGUCGUGUUUCCGAGACAGAAUACCAACUUCCUGUUGUAGCACUGGUUUGCAAUUUCUCUGGGUCGAGUUUGGCUCCUGUGAGGCUUAACCACUUUGAAGUAGAAACACUUUUCCAUGAGUUUGGGCAUGCUCUCCAUUCAUUGCUCUCAAGAACGGAAUAUCAACACUUUCCGGGUACAAGAGUAGUUCUUGAUUUUGCUGAAACGCCUUCAAACCUAUUUGAGUCCUAUGCAUGGGAUUAUCGGGUGUUAAAGACAUUUGCUAAGCACUACUCAACUGGUGAUGUCAUUCCCAAAGAACUCGUGGAAUCAAUGGUGGGAGCUAAGAAGAUGUUUGCUGCAACUGAAUUGCAACGCCAGAUCUUCUACGCAUUAGUUGACCAAACACUUUUCGGAGAGCAGACAUCCACAGGGAGAGAUACAAUGGCGAUUGUUGCAGAUUUGAAAAGACAACAUACAAGUUGGACACAUGUGGAAGGAACACAUUGGCAUACCCGAUUCAGUCACCUUACAAACUAUGGUGCAGGUUACUAUAGCUACUUGUAUGCAAAAUGCUUUGCCACAACUAUCUGGCAAAGGAUAUGCCAAGAGGAUCCUUUAUCACUUGACACGGGUUUGGCUUUAAGAACGAAAUUUUUGCAGCAUGGAGGAGCCAAAGAUCCAGCUGAUAUACUGAAUGAUCUUGUGGGGAGUGGCAUCUUAAGGAAUUGCAGUGGUGGAAUAAUACCGGACAUUACAAGCCUUUGUGAGGAAAUGGAGCUCAAAAAACGCUAGCAAAAGGAGUUCUAACCCCCAAAUAAAGGCCAUCAUAGAAGGGUUGGAGUGACUUGGUGUUGAUUUAAGAAGAUGCUUCUCAUCGUAAUAGUAGUAACUAUAUGAUGCUGGUCUGAAGAGAUUUCAUCACGGCCAAGCAAGCAAAUUAAACAAUUUGCCAGCAUGUCAUUCUUGAAGUUAGUGUUCAGAGGAAACAUCUCAUGGCCAGGCUAUUUAAUGAGCAAUUCUCCGAAGAAACUAAUUGUGUGUAUUUUGAUCAUUCUUUGCUUAAUUUGACAAAGUGCGUGUAUUCCAAUAAAACAGGAGAUGUAAUGAUGCAAGGGAGUUUAUCAAUGUGCAACAUGAAUGUUGACCAAGGAAGUGGUAUGGAAAAUAACCCAGCAUCUCUAAAAAAAAAAUUAAUGGAUGAAAAUACACUUUUUCUA